CAGCUGAGCUUACCUGCCCUGACAUAUCCUACGUUCAGGACUCUGCUCUGAUGAAUUGUUCAAUGUCGGUACCGUUAGUCACUCUCCUGUAUUCUGGGCCCGGUAACGUAAAUGCCCCACAGUGUAUAGCAGAAAACAAAUAUUGCACGCCUGUUAAAGGAUAUAAUGCAAGUGUCGUCAACGCAACCUACAGUAGACUCAGGAUACUGAGUAUACAACCAUAUCAUGCAGGGAGGUGGACAUGCAAAAUCAUCCCAGAUGGACCUAGUGCAUCUUGUAAUCUCGUCACUACAAAGACCCCAACAUGCAACAUAUCGAGUGAUAAUGACACUGAUGCACUUGCCAAGUAUCAAGAAUUGUCACUUACAGUGGAUAUCAGAGAUUACUUUUGCUCUGCAAUUUCAAACUUCGCACUACAGACCGGGAACGUGACAACGCCGCUGCCGAUUGCUGAACAUGUAACACGUAUUAUUAGCAACAUUACUGCCGCAACCUUCAAUGUGACGAAUUCCCACCUGGGGAUUGUAGGACUGAUAUAUAACUGUCAUAACAAACAGUGGGAUAUAACUUGUCAUGGCGUCACUGAACUCAAGACUCCAACUUGCAGCAUAACCAGUGACAAGGACACUGACAGGCUUGUCCUGAAUGAAGAGCUGACUCUCUCAGUGGACUUUCAUGCCUACAACUGUCCUGUAGUGGCAGACCAGUCACGACAGGGACAUCGGCAGAGACAGGUGUGA
Molecule: messenger RNA, 740 nt
Organism: Haliotis rufescens (red abalone)
Lineage: Eukaryota; Metazoa; Mollusca; Gastropoda; Lepetellida; Haliotidae
Exons: 4
Coding region: 51-740 (229 amino acids)
Source: RefSeq, a predicted model, not a curated record